Daphnia magna is the source of this 536-nucleotide messenger RNA. RefSeq lists its product as uncharacterized. The record is from RefSeq and is a predicted model, not a curated record. The coding region runs from base 101 to 505 and encodes 134 amino acids. Lineage: Eukaryota; Metazoa; Arthropoda; Branchiopoda; Diplostraca; Daphniidae. The transcript is spliced from 3 exons. Gene Ontology annotation, biological process: tRNA 5'-leader removal. Gene Ontology annotation, cellular component: ribonuclease P complex.
UCAUCUCGUAUAAUUAUUGGUGACUUUUAGUUCUCAAGCAAUAGCAGCGAUAGAUGCCGCUAAGACUCAUACGAAACAACAACAAACCAAGAAAAUCAAAAUGCGAAAUGAAAUAAGUAAAAACGAUAAAAAUGCUGCAACCAUUAAAACUGGGAGAAGAACCUUGCCUGAUAAAUACUUUUACGUCGACACUCAAUUGGAUUUUGGAGACUACUCAGGAAAGAAAGAGCCUUUAUUUACAAGGGAAUUAGUAAAAUUGUGUGUCACCAAUGCAAUAAAGCAAGUAUUUGGAGAGCUUGGAAGUGCGACAGUUGUUGAUGUUGUUUUCCUAGAUCAACCUACAAGAAGAAUCAUCCUCAGAUGUCCAAGUAGUUUUUAUGUAAAACUGCAUAGCUCAUUAACCCUGGCAACUCACUAUGAAGGCCAUGAAUGCUAUUUUCGUGUUUGUAAGGCCUCAAGCACUCUCCUUAGUUUAGACUGCAACAGCAGACUAUAUAGUUUCUAAGGAGUAAAAAUAAAUAAAAUUUAAUAAAAUA